This is a messenger RNA of Lemur catta (Ring-tailed lemur), 2554 nucleotides long. RefSeq names its product angiopoietin 4 (gene ANGPT4). The transcript has 9 exons. Bases 312 to 1811 code for a protein of 499 amino acids. Lineage: Eukaryota; Metazoa; Chordata; Mammalia; Primates; Lemuridae. Gene Ontology annotation, biological process: signal transduction. Gene Ontology annotation, molecular function: receptor tyrosine kinase binding. The record is from RefSeq and is a predicted model, not a curated record.
GGAUAAUAAACGGCCUCGGGGGCGAGGCCGGGCAGAGCCGGGCCGGUGCAGGACAGGAGGAAGGAAGGGAAAGGGGAAAGAACAGAGGUGAGGGGUGCAGGGGUGGGGAGCGCGAGGCGGUGAGAGGAAGCCGAGCAGCUGUGGCAUUCAGACAAGUAUAAAUAGCCUCCCGCUGGGCCAGAGCUCGGCCCCAGGGGUUUGCAGCUGCAGCGGCGCAGCCAGCCGGGUGUGCUAGGCGCAGGGCCGGACGGGGGGCGGGCGCGGCCCCUGGGGGCUCGGACCGACACCCCUCGCCAUCGCCACGUCCCCGGAUGCUCUCGCAGCCAGCCAUGCUGCUGGGCGGCCUCCUCCUCAUGGCGGCCACCACGACGGCGGCUCAACGGAGGGGGCAGGAGGCGGGCGGGCGCCGCUGGGCGCACCGGGUCCAGCACGGCCAGUGCAGCUACACCUUCCUGCUGCCCGAGCCUGAGCCCUGCCCGCCGGAGCCUGAGGCCUUCGGGGGCCCCAACAGCCUCCAGAGAGACUCGCCGGCCGCCGCGGCGCUGCACCUGGGGGACUGGCCCACGCAGCGCGUGCGGCAGCUGGAGAAGGUGCUGGAGAACAACACGCAGUGGCUGCAGAAGCUAGAGAGGUACAUCCAGAUGAACUUGAGGUCGGAGCUGGAGCAGGCCCAGCAGCACAUGGUCCAGAACCAGACAGCCACCAUGCUAGAGCUGGGCAGCAGCCUGUUGAACCAGACCACCGCCCAGACCCGCAAGCUCACCGACGUGGAGGCUCAGGUCCUGAACCAGACGUCGCGAAUGGAGAUCCAGCUGCUAGAGACCUCCCUCUCCACCAACAAGCUGGAGAAACAGCUGCUGCUGCAGGGCCACGAGCUCCACCGGCUGCAGGGCCACAACAGCGCGCUGGAGACGCGGGUGCAGGCCCUGGAGACGCAGCAGCAGGCGGAGCUGGCCAGCCUCCGCGGCGAGAAGGAGCGGCUGCGGCGCCUGCUGGGCCGCCAGAGCGGCGCCCUCGCCGGCCUCGAGCGCAGCCUGCGCGCCGCCAGCAGCAACUCCAGCCUCCUGCAGCGCCAGCAGCGCCAGCUGCUGGAGUCGGUGCAGCGUCUGGUGCGCGUCGUGGUGCAGGGCCCGGCCUCCAUGAGGGCAGCUGAGCAGGCGUUCCAGGACUGUGCAGAGAUCCAGCGCUUCGGGGCCAAUGCCAGUGGCGUCUACACCAUCCACGUGGGCAACAUGACGGAGCCCAGGACGGUGUUCUGUGACAUGGAGGCCAACGGAGGCGGGUGGACCCUAAUCCAGCGCCGUGAGAACGGCAGUGUGAAUUUCCAGCGGAACUGGAAGGAUUACAGACAGGGCUUCGGCGACCCAGCCGGGGAGCACUGGCUGGGCAAUGAGGUGGUGCACCAGCUCACCAGCCGGGCAGCCUACUCUCUGCGCGUGGAGCUGCAAGACUGGGAAGGCCACGAGGCCUACGCCCAGUACGAGCAUUUCCAGCUGGGCAGCGAGGGGCAGCUGUACAGGCUUUCUCUGAGUGGGUACAGCGGCUCAGCAGGGCGCCAGAGCAGCCUGGUCCUGCAGGGCACCAACUUCAGCACCCGUGACGCGGACAAUGACAACUGCCUCUGCAAAUGCGCCCAGAUGCUGUCUGGAGGGUGGUGGUUUGACGCCUGCGGCCUCUCGAACCUCAACGGCAUCUACUACCCGGCUCGCCACCACGUGCGCAAGCUCAACGGCAUCCGCUGGCACUACUUCCAGGGCCCCAGCUACUCGCUGCGUGCCACUCGCAUGAUGCUGCGGCCCGUGGGCGUCUGACGGGCAGGCGGCCUGAGGCCGGACCACCCAGGAGGAGCCCCGCCUUGGCAGCCCGUGGGCAGCGGCACCCAAACACAGGACGCAAUGCCAGGGUCUCGUCCUCGACGCCCUGGGCCUCCUGAGCCACCCUCCUUGCCCCAGAAGUCCAGACGAGUCACCUGCCUCCCCGUUCCCCUCAGUCUGUGAAAUGGUGGGGCUUUGGGGACCCCUGCCUCUGCAGUACCCCUCGCCCCUCUUCCCUUGUCCCUCCUGCAGGGCCUCCCCGCCAGCCUGAGAGUCGCAAUACCCCGAAUAGGCCAAACUUGGCUCCUCAAAGGCAUACUUGACUAGGAGUGGGAUUGCAGGCAGGUGGGAAGGUGUUUGCGGGCAGGAAGCCGCCGGGUGGAGGCUCAGAUACCGUCCCUGGGGUGGGUGAGAGGGCCAUCUCCCACUCCAAGCUCCUGUUCCAAGCUUUCCUAGACUAGAGAUAUCCUUGAACUUUCUUUUCAAGACUGAAAGGAAUGCGUCCACCCCCAGUGGGUGGAUUAAUCAUGAUUUCCCCUCCAUACUCCACCACAGCUAGUCUCUGAUGUCUGGAGCUCAGGGGCUUCAGAAGACCUAAGAGGCAUUAUUACUUCACCCCCAGCACGUCCUAAAGUGUGUUCCACGGGGAAUAACUAGGGCUCCUCUCUAAAAGUACCUGUGAUCAAGUCAGAGAAGGAAACAGCAGGUUAAAUCAAAAUGAAUAGGUAUUCUUACCUGCA